Molecule: messenger RNA, 1920 nt
Organism: Pseudomassariella vexata
Lineage: Eukaryota; Fungi; Ascomycota; Sordariomycetes; Amphisphaeriales; Pseudomassariaceae
Product: Serine/threonine-protein kinase cot-1
Exons: 3
Coding region: 1-1920 (639 amino acids)
Biological process (GO): intracellular signal transduction; peptidyl-serine phosphorylation
Molecular function (GO): protein serine/threonine kinase activity; ATP binding
Source: RefSeq, a predicted model, not a curated record
AUGGACCCCAACAACCGUCUGUACCUCAACUUUGGGAACAACAACGACCGACUCGCUGCCUCGGAUCGAACCUAUCCCACGACGCCCUCGACCUUUCCUCAGCCCGUCUUCCCGAACCAGCAGUCGGGCUCUGCCCAGCAGCAACAGCCGUCCGGCCAGCCAUACCAAGGGGGAUAUCCCAACGCCAACUACUUCAUGCAGAACCAGGGCCAGAGUCAGAACCAGUACCCGGCGCAGUACGCCCCGCCCCAGGGCCAGGACUACGGCCAGGGCCAGCAAUACCAGGGCCGAUCCAGCACUCCGGGCACCAAUGAUCCCAAUGUUGGUCUUGCUCACCAGUUCUCCCACCAGAACCUGGGAGGCGCCGCCCGCGCUGCCUCUUACGGUGCGAGAGGUCCUUCGCCCGCCCAGCGACCGCGAACGGCUGGCUCGUCGGCUCACCAACAGCAGCAGGCCAGCUACAACAGCUACCUGAACGCCCCGAUGCCGUCCCAAACUCCGCGCCAGCCCGACUUCCAACCGGCACCCGAGCGAAACCCCGAGAAGUACGGCACCAACGCCAAUAACAACCAGAAGAAGUGUUCUCAGCUGGCCGCUGAUUUCUUCAAGGACAGCGUCAAGCGAGCCCGCGAGCGCAACCUUCGGCAGAGCGAGAUGGAACAAAAGUUGAGCGACCCCAACCAAAACGCGGCGAGGCGCGAACAGAUUUGGCAGAACGGGGGCAAGAAGGAGGGUCGGUACCUGCGCUUCUUGCGCACCAAGGACAAGCCCGAGAACUACGCCACCAUCAAGAUCAUCGGCAAGGGCGCUUUUGGUGAGGUCAAGCUGGUGCAGAAGAGGGCCGACAACCAGGUGUACGCCAUGAAGUCGCUCAUCAAGACGGAAAUGUUCAAGAAGGACCAAUUGGCCCACGUGCGGGCCGAGCGAGACAUUCUCGCCGAGUCGGACAGUCCCUGGGUGGUCAAGCUGUUCACUACGUUCCAGGACGCCAACUUCCUCUACAUGUUGAUGGAGUUCUUGCCUGGUGGAGAUCUGAUGACUAUGCUUAUUAAGUAUGAGAUCUUCUCGGAGGACAUCACACGCUUCUACAUUGCCGAGAUAGUGCUCGCCAUCGAAGCUGUGCACAAGUUGGGCUUCAUCCACCGUGACAUCAAGCCCGACAACAUCCUUCUCGACCGGGGCGGCCACGUCAAGCUGACUGAUUUUGGUCUGUCCACUGGCUUCCACAAGCUUCAUGACAACAACUACUACCAGCAGCUUCUUCAGGGCAAGUCAAACCGGCCGAGAGAUAGGAGCUCUGUGGCCAUUGACCAGAUCAACCUCACCGUCAGCAAUCGUGCCCAGAUCAACGACUGGAGACGGUCUCGAAGAUUGAUGGCGUACUCGACCGUCGGCACUCCGGACUAUAUCGCCCCGGAGAUCUUCACAGGCCAUGGAUACUCGUUUGAUUGCGAUUGGUGGUCCCUGGGCACCAUCAUGUUCGAGUGUCUUGUCGGCUGGCCCCCCUUCUGCGCCGAGGACAGCCACGACACUUACCGCAAGAUCGUAAAUUGGAGGCAGUCGCUCUACUUUCCCGACGAUAUAACACUGGGUGUUGAGGCCGAGCAUUUGAUCAGGAGUCUAAUCUGUAACACGGAGAACCGACUCGGCAAACAAGGCGCUCAGGAUAUCAAGGCCCAUUCCUUCUUCCGGGGAGUCGAGUUCGACAGUCUGCGCCGCAUAAGGGCGCCGUUCGAGCCUCGCCUGACAUCUGCUAUCGAUACCACGUAUUUCCCGACCGACGAGAUCGACCAGACGGACAACGCGACGGUGCUCAAGGCCCAGGCCAUUGCUAACGGCAAGGCUGUGGAGGAGACGCCCGAGAUGAGCUUGCCCUUCAUCGGUUACACAUUCAAGCGGUUCGACAACAACUUCCGAUGA